Messenger RNA from Panonychus citri (citrus red mite), 1712 nucleotides. RefSeq lists its product as uncharacterized. The record is from RefSeq and is a predicted model, not a curated record. The transcript has 6 exons. Lineage: Eukaryota; Metazoa; Arthropoda; Arachnida; Trombidiformes; Tetranychidae. The coding region runs from base 325 to 1596 and encodes 423 amino acids. Gene Ontology annotation, molecular function: protein binding.
CCGCUAAUUUUUUUCGGCUUGAGGUUCGAUUUGAGCGUUUCAGGAGCUCCGGGCCUUUCUUUGGCCAUAACGAAUAAUAAUAGUGAAGACCUAAUUUGACAAACACAAUUAACUGGACAAUUGAGUCCAUUUUCAUAAGAAGCUUGAAACUUGAGCCGAAAGGAAAUCAGCUUUAAGCAAAAAUGUUGAGCCGACGGACUUGAUUGUUUUUAUUUUGCAAAAAUCAAUUGAUUAAAUCAACUUGAUUUAUACCAGUUGAAUUUAUCAGUCCAAAAAAUUAAACGUUCUGUUUGUUAUUUUCUAAAAAUAAUUACAUUUGUGACAAUGGAAUUGACUGAUUUACCUUACGAUUGUUUAUCGUGUAUAUUUGACUGUGUUCCUGAUCUUAAACUGCUUCUGGAUAUGUCAACAGUUUGUAAACAAUGGAACAUUUUGGCGAAACAAAGAUUGAAAAAAAUUCGCCAUUUACAUGUUGAGCAAGAUAUCGAAUCUGAUCUUGCAGCAUCUCCCAAUCAUCUUUACACGAACGAUGUUGGAUUGAUGGAGAGAGUAAAUGUCUCGAAAAUGUUUCCAAAUCUAAAGUUCUUCACCAAAGAUUAUACUCUUGAAACCACGUGUACCUGUAAAAUGUUGGUCAAUGUUUUAUCAACUUCGAAACCAUUAAUUGGGCUCAUGUGUGAAGAUCCAUGUCUUGCCGCGGGUCCAAGGGAUAUGACUAGUUGCUGUCACGUCGAUGUUGAUGAGAUUGUUAAACAUUGUGGUAGCCUCGAGUAUCUGGAUUCAUUGUAUCGACCUUUUAUUCGUAGUUAUUUCUUAAAAUACAAAUUUGGUCAGAAUUUGAAAUACUUUGAAAGUUAUAUAGAAGGUUACGACAAUUAUGAGGAAGAUAAAGAUUAUGAUUUCAUGUUCAAAGAAAUCUAUCUACUGUGUAACUACUUGAAACAAAUGCCAAACCUUGAAGUUCUUCGUCUGAGAGAUCCGCCAAUUGAACCUCGUCUUUGGCCUUUACCGAAAAACAUGAACCUUAAACAAAUCGAUUUUGAAGACAUUACGACAAACACAUUGGCCUUUCAGUUCUUAUCUCGGUUGCCCAAUUUGCGAAGUGUUUCUUUGGACGUUCGAUUGGUGGAAGAUGAAGAUGAAAUUUUCGAAGUUUCCAAUACUUACCCGAAUAUCCAAGAUUGCGCUCUACACAUUUCAAUAUAUCAAAACCCACCUAUUGGAUCAUUGAAGCUGAUUAAAAGUAUUAUGGUCAAGUUCCCUAAUUGUACAAACCUGUGCAUUCAUCUUCAAAAAGGAAUGACGAUAACUAAUGAGGGUUUGAUCGAAAUAAUCAAAAUUUUACCACAUUUAACUCUAUUAGUCUUGGAUGUAUGGAAUUGGGGUGAUGCAAAUACUAUUGAUACAAUUGAUAAAUUCUGUAAAUCAACAGGUCGUCGAAUAUCCUUUUACUUGCUUCGCGAUAAUGCACAUGUAAAUUCCACACGCAGAACUGGUUUAUAUACACGAUACGCAUUGAACGAAGAUGUUGCGAAUCAUUUGAAGACCGACAACAAAUUCAUUAGGGACUUUUUUCGUUGUGAACAAAAGUAUUGAAUUUUUCUUCAACCAUUUGAUUGUUCAACAUUCGAUUUUUCUUAUUAAAUGUAACGAACAGUAGAAAUUAUCCUGAGUCUCAAUAAUAAACUAGUAUCGUUUUCGAUCUCGAUUUU